Messenger RNA from Myripristis murdjan (pinecone soldierfish), 2967 nucleotides. RefSeq names its product coiled-coil domain 40 molecular ruler complex subunit (gene ccdc40). Lineage: Eukaryota; Metazoa; Chordata; Actinopteri; Holocentriformes; Holocentridae. The record is from RefSeq and is a predicted model, not a curated record. The transcript has 18 exons. Bases 1 to 2967 code for a protein of 988 amino acids. Gene Ontology annotation, cellular component: cilium; cytoplasm. Gene Ontology annotation, biological process: heart looping; epithelial cilium movement involved in determination of left/right asymmetry; axoneme assembly.
AUGGAGAGAGGUGGAAGUGAUGAAGGAGGUGAGGAAGGAAGGGAGGAAGCCCACACCCAGGAAGAGAACGACAGCAGGCUGCAGGAUGAAUGUGAUACGGCAGCAGAAGAAUUUGGUGGGGCUGCCCUACAUGCAGAAGAGGGUGGCUCAGUGGAUCAGCCUGACAGAGUGCAGCCGGAUCAAGAGACUGACAGCCCAGCCCCCCAGUCUCACUCUGACCACAGUGACGCUGAUGAAGCCGAGCCUGCAGCCAUAAACUCAGUGCAGGAAGGUGUUGACCUGCUGGCGGUGACGCCUGACCUCUCGUAUCUCAACAUGUCAGAGGACAGGGAGGAUGAGGGGCCACAGCCGGAGGAAGACGAUGAGGAAGAGGAGGAGGAGUUGAUCAUCCUCGACUCUGACCAUCCGCUGGCCAGGAGGCUCCAGGCCGCUCUCAGCAACCUCCUCAGGAAGCAGCUGGAGAGACUCAACGCUGGCCUCAGGGAAAAGUUGGCAAUGGAGAAGGCAGAGAGCAGCCACCAGAUCGAGCUGGGUCGGGAGCUGUACACAGUACAGGAGCUGCUGGCCAGACGCCAGGACAGACUGGAUGACACUCAUCAGACCGCUGCCCAGGUGGCAGCUGAACGUCAGCGGGCACAGGAGCAGUUGGAGGCAAUGAGGCACCAGUAUCACAGUAGUACUAGCCAAGCCAACAAACAGAGAAUACAAGUGUCCAAACUCCAGGCGGAGAUUGAUAACCUGAUGCUAUGUCUCCACUACAUGCAAAGCAGCAGCGCAGGCCUGAGCUCUGACAUCAGCGCCAUGAAGAACGCUACACGCAAAGCAGGGGCCAAGAAAACCCAGGCUGAGGAACAGAAGUACAAGCAGGAUUUGUACGUGGAGCGUCUAACGAAGGACAGGGAGAGGCUGACGGAGCAGAUUGCCAUGUACGAGGCCCAGACUAUUGCCCAAGCAAAGGAGACCCAGGCUGCCAUGGAGGCCCUGUCAGAGGCCCAGAUGGAGAUGGACUCCCUGUCUAUGGAGCGCAAACAGCUGCUCCAGCAGUGGGACAGCAGCCUGUUGGGUAUGAGGAAGCAAGACGAGGCCUUCACUGCCAUGCAGCACGCUUUGCGGUUAACUGAAAACCAGGUGAUCUUGCUGGACAGGGAGACUGAGGGCUAUAAGAAAUCCAUCACCAAAGAGGAGGAGCAAAACGAGACACUGACCAUGCAGCUGAACAGGGCCCAGCUGAAUAACGCCACCUUCAAGAAGAUGAUCAACCAGAGCCAGGCCCAGCAGGACGCUCUGCAGGCCCACCACAGCACCUGCCUCCGCACCCUGCAGGAGACGGAGCGCACGCUGGCCAGGCUCACCACGGAGAGCAGUGCCCAUCAGGUGGAAGUGAACAACCUGAGGAGGCAGUUGGAGAAGGAGAGCAGCAUUCGUCUGGAGUUGGAGGACAAGAUCAUGGCACAGAUGCAGGAAGAGCUCACCCAUGACAAGACUGCCAAGUAUUACCAACAGCUCAGCAGCAAGAUGGCCGCAUUCAAGAAGGACAAGAUCUCCCAGCUGUGGCAGAUCGAGCACGAUGUAGCGCAAGUGGAGCUGGACAGCACCAAGAUCAGCCAACAUCUGGCCAGCCUCGCCCUCACCCAGGACGCCCUGGAGAAGGAGAUCACCGAGCACAACAAGUUGCUCAAUGUCUGCCAGGCAAAGAACAGCAACAGUGUCACUCUUAUCGAGCGCAACCAGGCCACCAUCAUCGUCUACAACAAGAAGAUCCAGCAAAUAGCAGCCAGCACUGGGCACGCGGACCUGAGUCCACUGCAGAUCCAGGCCGAGUCACUGAGCAAGCAGCUGGAGGAGCUGGCAGCAAAGAUCAAUAGUGACCAGGCGCGCUGGAUGCAGCAGAUGUGGGUACAAGUGCAACUGACCCAGGAGAGACAGGCCAACAGCAAGGACAUGCUCAAACUACAGACACAGCACAUUGUCUAUCAGCAGAGGAAAUUACGCACAGAGGGUCAUAUCGAGGUGGAGCAGCGUGAGCAGGCAGAGCUGGAGCGGCACAUGAAGCUGCUGAGGGGAGACACGGUGAAGCUCAACACCCUGCUGAGCAAGAACGGGCAGCUCAGCCAGGCGCUGGAGCAGGAAAACACCCUGAUGGAGACGGACUUCGUUCACAGACUCAAGGAGGCAGAGAAGGAGUCUAUAGAGAUGCAGAUGAAACUGGAGAAGACCCUGGAGGAGAAGGAGAGACUCCUCAACAGUCUGAUUGAGGCUGAGCGUCAGAUCAUGCUGUGGGAGAAGAAGAUCCAGCUUGCAAAGGAGACUCGCUCAGCUGUGGACUCUGACGUGGGCCAGGGAGACAUCCAAAUGAUGAAGGCUGAGAUACACCGUAUGGAGGUGCGCCACAACCAGCUGCUGAAGCAGCAGGAGCGGCUGCUGAAGGAGAGUGAAGCCACCGUGGCCAGGAGGGAGACCAUCGUCCUGCGCAGGGAGGCGCAGGCCCGCAACUCCCAGAAACAAACCACACACAGCGAGCUGAACCGCCUCGUCCAAGGCCUCAGGCACAAGAUCCAGGACACACACAAGCAAAUGGUGGAGAGUGAGCAGGUGAUGCGGGAGCUACAGGAGGGCCAGGUGAGUCUGGGCAGCAGCCUGGCGCAGAUGAAGCUGCAGCUGACCGAGCUGCACGAGACCAGCUCUGUCCUCGACUCUGACCUCCUUAAUCUCCAGGAAACCCAAGACAGGAACCUGGACCGCCUGGUGGCUUUACAGAACCGAGCCAAGCAGCUGCAGGCGGUGCUCGAAGGCCGCUACGCCGCUCUAUCCACCAGUGAGGCUGUGGAAUCCACCCUUCAGCGCCAGAAGGAGCACGUGCACUCCCUCAGCACCAUCUCGUACCAGCUCUGCCAAGAGUUCCCCCAGCACCAGGGGGCGCUCCGCAGGACGUCACUAGCAUUGGCAGCACGCACACAGACGCUGUAG